This is a messenger RNA of Centruroides sculpturatus (bark scorpion), 761 nucleotides long. It is a transcript of the gene san, whose product is annotated as N-alpha-acetyltransferase 50-like. Gene Ontology annotation, molecular function: acyltransferase activity, transferring groups other than amino-acyl groups. Lineage: Eukaryota; Metazoa; Arthropoda; Arachnida; Scorpiones; Buthidae. Gene Ontology annotation, cellular component: NatA complex. The record is from RefSeq and is a predicted model, not a curated record. Bases 114 to 635 code for a protein of 173 amino acids. The transcript has 5 exons. Gene Ontology annotation, biological process: mitotic sister chromatid cohesion.
AAUAUGAUAGAGGUCGCCACCGUAAAAUUCUGAAUGGCGGAAAAACUCGUUGUGUGAGGAUAGUACAGAAACGUUGGUCAAUUCAGUAAUAAGUAUAAAUAUAUAAACAAACAAUGACUAAAUCAAGAGGAGGACGAAUAGAACUGGGGGAUGUGACUCCUCACAACAUCAAACAGUUAAAAAGAUUAAAUCAAGUUGUUUUUCCUGUUAGUUAUAAUGACAAAUUCUAUAAAGAUGUUCUAGAAGCUGGUGAACUAGCAAAGUUAGCUUAUUAUAAUGACAUUGUAGUAGGAGCUGUUUGUUGUCGUAUAGAUACCUCAGAGAAUUCACGACGUUUAUAUAUUAUGACUUUAGGAUGCUUGGCACCGUAUCGACGCUUAGGAAUAGGUACAAAAAUGGUAGAACAUGUGUUAAACUUUGUUGAAAAAGAUGGCAACUUUGAUAGCAUAUUUUUGCAUGUACAGAUAAAUAAUGAAGGUGCCAUCGAAUUCUACAAAAAAUUUGGGUUUGAAAUUGUCGAAACAAAGCAGCAUUAUUAUAAGAGGAUAGAACCGGCCGAUGCGCAUGUUCUUCAGAAAACACUAAGAGGUUCCAGUCAACCAUUACCUGUAAAUAAUUCAUGGAGAUCUGAGUGAUUGUAAAAUUAAUAUCAAAAGGCAAUAAACAGUGACACAGGAAAGUUUUUACAAGUAACUUACCUUUUAAGGAACAAGAAUUUGAUUGUAAAACAUCCAGUUUGAUAAAAAAAAAAAAGAGGGAAA